AUGUUACCUCCAACGCAAGGUUCAACAGGCAUGACUACACCACAUCAUAAUACAAGCGCAGAAUUAAUUGGUGAUUGUCUAGAUCAGCUGAUUAGAGAUGAUUUCCUUGACAAAGGUAAUUUAAUUCGACUUUCUACUGGUGGGAGAGCAGGGGAGUCAUUUAUGAAGCUGAGAGAAUACUCUGAUCAAUCAAUACAAUCGUAUAUGAAUAAUUUUUUUUAUUCUCCUUUCCAUGAUGAUUACGAUAUUAAUUUCGAAGCAAUUAAUGCUGUUUACAUGAAUAAUAUUGGAAAUUAUAAUGCUGAAAUGAUGGCUGGAUGGAAUGAUGAAAUUCAAUGUAUAAAAGAAUUAAGAGCAUCGAAAUUAGAUAAUAGUACGUUAUCAACAUCAUUGACUCAAGAACGAACGUCAGAACGUAAUUCAACAACAUCAUCUGAUAAGAAAUUAUCUAGUCACAAAAAUGUUUUUCUAAAUCAACAAAAGUCGUCUUUGGUUAAACAAACAUUAUCUCGAGAAUUCGGAGAGAUUCAAACAAUUCCCGGUGGUGAACAUGAUGAUGAACAACAAAGCAAUUCGUCGAUAGAUAUCAACCUAAAUUUUCCUGAUACAUCAUGUCGAACAUCGUCAAACAAUCUGUCAAAAUUUUUUACAACAGCGAAUAAUAAUUCAGAUCCGUCAUUCGUUACUGGUGUUUUAAAAGAAAUAUCGUCUAGAUUAAACAUUUAUGAACAUAGAGACGAGUCAACGCAACGUGAAGAAAUGCCAUUGUUGUAUAUCCAAGAUUCUGAAAAUAUACCAUCUACUCCAGGAACAAAAGAAGUAUUAUCUAAUGCUUCGGUGAAACGAUCUAAUGAAGGUUUGGGCAAACUAAUGGAUAUAAAUGAGCAAGAACAAUCACGGUUAUGUAUCCCUGUCAUCCAUACAACGUCUUCUACUAUUGUAACAAAUUCAUCUGCACAAAUAUCUACUAACACAUUGGAAAAACGCAUUACUGAAGAUAAUGUUAAUCAUUUAUCGUUGAAUGAUCCUGUUGGGCGAUCAGAGCCAGUCUUGAAACCACUUGUUACCAUGAAUCAAAAAGCUGAUGAAGCAAUGAUGUCUGAACCAGAAAUGCCAGUGAUAGUAAACUCCUGGCUAAUCGAUGAUACAAGUGAUAAAGAGUUGCCGUUUAUCGAACAGCAAUCAAAUGCUGUUACCCAUAACUGGUGUGGGUUGUGA
Molecule: messenger RNA, 1218 nt
Organism: Didymodactylos carnosus
Lineage: Eukaryota; Metazoa; Rotifera; Eurotatoria; Philodinida; Philodinidae
Source: the annotation of a GenBank genome assembly